Parnassius mnemosyne (clouded apollo) is the source of this 1440-nucleotide messenger RNA. NCBI's taxonomy places the organism in Eukaryota, Metazoa, Arthropoda, Insecta, Lepidoptera, Papilionidae. The record is from the annotation of a GenBank genome assembly.
AUGAUUGAGGGAAUGGUGAAGGAUGGUGUUAUUGAACCUUCAUCUAGUCCAUGGUGUUCACCUGUGGUGCUGGUAAAGAAGAAGGACGGCAGCAUGCGGUUUUGUGUUGACUACCGCCGCCUGAACGACGUUACGAAGAAGGACAGCUAUCCCUUGCCUAGAAUUGAUGACACGCUGGAUAUGCUCACAGGCGUAAAGUGGUUUAGUACGCUGGAUCUGAAAAGUGGCUACUGGCAGGUUGAAAUCGACCCUAAGGACAAGGAGAAAACUGCAUUCUCCACAGGAAAGGGCCUGUGGCAAUUUAAAGUCAUGCCGUUUGGAUUGUGCAAUGCUCCAGCAACGUUUGAAAGGUUGAUGGAGCUUGUACUUACCGGGCUAAUUGGAGAUGCCUGUCUCGUCUAUUUGGAUGACAUCAUCAUCGUAGGCCGUACGUUUGAGGAACACCUUCAAAACCUGGAACGCGUGCUCAUGAAGAUCCAGAGUGCCAACCUCAAGUUGAGUCCAAAGAAGUGCUCACUAUUCAAACGGCAAGUUAGUUUUUUGGGGUAUGUAGUGUCGGAAGAAGGUAUCCGCACGGAUCCAGAGAAAAUUGCUGCUGUCAAGGAGUGGCCGGUCCCAAAAGACAAGACACAGGUUAGAGCAUUUUUGGGUUUGUGCUCUUAUUAUCGGCGAUUUGUGAAGAACUUUGCAGAUAUAGCCAAACCUCUGCACAAGCUAACCGAGGAGAAGCGACAAUUCUGCUGGGAUGAAAGUUGCGAUAUUGCAUUCCAGGACCUCAAGAACCGCCUGUGCAAAACACCUAUUUUGGGGUACCCUGAUGCGGGCAAGGAAUUCAUAGUUGACACAGACGCAAGUGAUAUAGGACUUGGCGGUGUGUUGUCUCAACGGAAUGGUGAUCAAGAGAUUGUGAUAGCGUACUUCAGCAAGUCGUUGUCAAAGCCGGAAAGGAACUAUUGUGUCACAAGACGGGAAUUGCUUGCUGUGGUAAAGUCCUUGCAGCAUUUUAGCAAAUAUCUUCUAGGGCGGAAAUUCCACUUACGAACUGACCAUGCUGCACUGAAAUGGCUAUUGCAGUUCAAAAAUCCGGAAGGACAAGUUGCGAGAUGGAUAGAACUACUGCAGGAAUAUGACUUUGUGAUCGAACAUCGCAGCGGGAAAUCUCAUGGCAAUGCAGAUGCAUUGUCAAGAAGACCUUGCCCUGAAGAUUGCAAUCAUUGUACUAGGCAAGAGGGUAAGGAAGUGGUAUCUGUGAGAAUGCUCAGGACAGACCAGCUCAGCAAUGAGUGGAAGGACAGCCUACAACAUGCACAGCAGGAAGAUUCGGACAUUAAGCCGAUUCUGGAAUGGAUGAAGGCCAGUGCUCCUAAGCCCAAGUGGAGCGACGUCUCAGCAAUAAGUUCGACCACGAAAAGCUAUGGGCCCAAUGGGACAGCUUGCUGA